Molecule: messenger RNA, 2590 nt
Organism: Schistocerca americana (American grasshopper)
Lineage: Eukaryota; Metazoa; Arthropoda; Insecta; Orthoptera; Acrididae
Product: sialin-like
Exons: 10
Coding region: 1-2244 (747 amino acids)
Biological process (GO): transmembrane transport; monoatomic anion transport
Cellular component (GO): plasma membrane
Molecular function (GO): transmembrane transporter activity
Source: RefSeq, a predicted model, not a curated record
AUGGCAGGGGAUAGGAAAAAAUCCGCGGACAGGGCUCCCCGCCCUCCACCACCACACAACACGGAACCAACGGCACGAGCAAUUACAGCGAGGGAUCUUACAGAAGAAACCAGCGGAACGUUGUACUACUCGAUCGAGACUCUCAAAUACAUGACAACGGAAGAAAGGCAGAUGGUGCGCGAUUUCCUGGCCAGGGCAGAAUGGAGGACUAACACCGCGAAGAAGCCGAAGACACCCGGACGACACGACAACGACUCUGAGAACAACUUGAAAGAAACACCAGACUCUCCAGAAGAAUCGGACCACUCGGCAGCCGAACUAUCGGAGGCUGAAUACGACGACAACAGCGCAGACAUGGUCUGCGACUCAGCGACCGACACGUCAUCCUGUGAGCAGGCUGAUGAAGCCGGCUUUCAGCUAGUCACUAACAAGAGGCGACGGAGGAAACCCAGCCAGUCUGCGACCGCAAACGGAGACAACGACGACCCGAAGCGUGCAAAGACCGAACAACCCGCGUUUGCGGUACCAGUCAGCAACGCGUACACCGCACUCGCGGACCAGACCAACGACCAACCAGACGUCCAGCAGAGCCAGCCACCACCAACGGCAGCAGGAAGACCGCCCCCCUUGGUGGUGUUUGGUGUGUGUGUUGCAGGCUGCUGCAGCGCGCGCAGCGUGCUGUGGUACCUGAUCUUCUGCGGCUGCGUGGUCAACUUCAUGGUGACGACCAACAUCAACAUCGCCAUCGUGGCGAUGGUGCGGCCGCGGCGCAGCAACGCCACGGAGGUGCUGCCCGCCGCCGUACUCGAGUGCGGCGUCGCCGCCUCCGCCUUCUCGGCGCCCAACUCCACGUCCGCCGGCGCGGAGCUGCUGGCGGCCGAGAACGCCACCGACGGCCUCGCAGCGACCACGCAGCUCCCCGACGUCCUCAACGUGUCCGCUGUCGAUGAACAACAGGCGAAACGAGCAAUGGAGCGGCGGUACCCGUGGGACGAGUACCAGCAGGGCCUGGUGCUGGGCGGCUUCUUCUGGCUGCACUGGGCCACGCAGAUCCCGGGCGGCGUGCUGGCGCAGCGCUACGGCACCAAGCUCGUGUACGGCGCCAGCAACGCCGCCAUCAGCGUGCUCUGCUUCGCCAUCCCCGCAGCCGCCGCCGCCGACUACCGGCUCGUCGUCGCGCUGCGCGUGCUGCAGGGACUCAUCGCGGGGCUGGUGUGGCCCGCCAUGCACAACAUCAUCGCUGCGUGGAUCCCGCCCGCAGAGCGCAGCACCUUCGUCACAGCAUACACAGGGGGCAGCAUGGGCGUGGCGCUGACGUUCUGCCUGGGCGGCGUGCUGGUGUCGGCGUGGGGCUGGCCGUCGCUGUUCCACGUGACGGGCGCGCUCGGCGUGCUGUGGUUCGCCGCCUGGUGGCUGCUCGUCUACGACACGCCCGCCAAGCACCCCCGCAUCUCGGACCGCGAGCGCCGCCUCAUCGCCGACGCGCUGGGCGCCGCCGUCUCCACCAAGAGGCCGCGGACGCCGUGGGCCAGCAUCGCGACGUCGUGGCCGCUGUGGCUGACGGUGGUGGUGCACUGGGCCAGCAACAUGGGCAUCUUCACCCUCAUGACGCAGGCGCCCACCUACUUCAAGUACAUCCACGGCUGGGACAUGGGCAUGACGGGCAUGCUGUCGGGGCUGCCGCACAUCCUGCGGACUCUGUUCGGCUACGGUUUCUCGCGCCUCUCGGACUUCCUGCUGAGCUCCGGACGCGCCACACACACCGUCGUACGCCGCAUCGCCACCUUCGUCUGCUGCCCGGUGAUGGGCGUUCUGACGCUGGGCCUGGCGUUCUGCGGCUGCCAGCCGGUGUGGGCCGCCGUGCUGCUGGCCGCCGCCACCGCCGUCAGCGGCGCCAUCUCCUCGGGGCCGCUCGCCAGCCUCGUCGACCUCAGCCCCAACUUCGCAGGAAUCCUGAUGGGCGUCAGCUGCACCCUCGGCUUCACAGCAGCCUUUAUAUCGCCCCUCAUCGUCAGCGUGCUCACCUACAACAAUCAAACGACAGCACAGUGGCAGCUGGUCUACAUCGUGGUUAGUGUGCUGCUGGCUGCACCAGGUGCCGUCUAUACCUGCUGUGCCACAUCUGAACUGCAGCCCUGGAACUCCACCACUGCACGUGAACGUGUGCAUACUCAGGUGCCGCCAGCAGAGCUGCAUGCACUUACCAAGCCGGACGAUGACUCCAAGGACGCCGCCGGUGCCUAGCAUCUGCUGCUGACUGCUGCCACUGCUGUUCCUACGACUCCCUCUGAGGGAGCAACAGAUUUCCCUGGUUUGCAUAUGAUCAGCUUGUCAGAUGCACGUGGAUAUCAGUAUUAUCUUGUGCAAGAUGCUCCACUCAUUUUAGGACUGGUGCUUUCAGUGUUUCUCUCCUGAAGCAAGUGCUGACACUGCAUUUCAUCCUGAGACCGGGCUCAUUUUCUUGUAUUGGCAGAGUUCACUUAAGUAUGACAUAUGGAUUUUGCAGUGUUUUAAACAACAGUCUGUCAGUUAGUCUAAUUUUGUUUAGCUUUAAAUACAGACAAUUCAUUAAAAUAAUUUAAUAAUUUUU